ACACUGUCAGAAAUGGGAUCGAGACACGUCUUUUUCGUGCUCGUGGUUUUGGCCGUAAGUGUGAGAAAGGCAGAACCUUCGAAAGAUGCUAUGCAGUAUAUUACUUCAGGAUUCGUUAAGGUUUUGGAGGAGUGUAAGCACGAGCUGAACUUGAACGAGCAGAUCUUGGCAGACUUGUUUCACUUCUGGAAGCUGGAGUACUCGCUGCUGGGCAGAGACACGGGCUGUGCCAUCAUCUGCAUGAGCAAGAAGCUGGACCUGCUGGACGCCAACGGCAGGAUGCACCACGGCAACGCCGCCGAGUUCGCCAAGAAACAUGGCGCUGGAGAUGAAGUAGCGUCAAAGAUAGUGACUAUAAUACAUGAGUGCGAGAAGAAACACGAACAAGACGGUGACGAGUGUCUCCGGGUCCUGGAGGUGGCCAAGUGUUUCCGUACCGGCAUCCACGACCUGGAUUGGCAGCCCAAGGUCGAGGUCAUUGUCAGCGAGGUCCUCACUGAGAUAUAG
This is a messenger RNA of Helicoverpa zea (corn earworm), 507 nucleotides long. RefSeq names its product general odorant-binding protein 1-like. The transcript is spliced from 3 exons. NCBI's taxonomy places the organism in Eukaryota, Metazoa, Arthropoda, Insecta, Lepidoptera, Noctuidae. Gene Ontology annotation, molecular function: odorant binding. The coding region runs from base 13 to 507 and encodes 164 amino acids. The record is from RefSeq and is a predicted model, not a curated record.